AUGACUUGGCUUUGGGAAAAAGUAAGGAAGUCUUUCCUCAAUAGGACAUUGACCUUUGCUGUAGUACCUUGCGUUAGUAGAUCUCCCAUAAGAGAUCAUUUGCAUUCAAAAAAUAUAGAAUCUUGCGAAGAAACCGAAGAUCAUUGGGGGGAUCGUCUUAGUCCAUGCCCUUUUUGUGGUCAUGAAGAUAGCCCGAUUUUGGCCAGAAGUCAAAGAUCAUGCAGUGAUCCUACAGUAUCUGGAUAUUCUAGACUACCUCCAAUUGGUAAUUCGAACCAGUUUCUGACAUAUAGAACAACUAUACCCCCAAUUAAUAAUCAAAAUCCAACUGAUCAGAGUUGUAAAAAAGUUCAAAAAAAUCAUCAAAUAGAAUCUAAACCUCAAUAUCCUACUAGACAUGAAACAAGAGAAGAGUUUUUACAAGAAAUACGAAAGGCUCGUAAAAAUGAAAAUUUUAUGACAGUUCAGCGUUUUUAUAUGAGGUUAUUUGAUUCAUUUAGCGAGAUUUGUGCAUUAUUCAAGAUUAAUCCAAAUCAAUCUGGAGCUAAACUAGAUGACCCUGAUAUUCAUUUAGAAUUUGUCUAUGCUAUAAAUGACGCCCUUAAAGAUUUGUCUAGCGGAAUACACAAAACCGUUUUAAAGUCAAUAAUAAAUGCAUUACUAGAAAAUAAUAAGAAUCUUUAUGAGAAAGAUGAAGUCAGAGCUUUAUUUAUAUUACUACAAUGUCCAGUUUUUGGAACUCAAUCAAGUGCUCCAAUAUUUGCACAUUUAUUAAACUAUAUUGCUCAAUUAAGCAAAGAGGAUCACCAACUAUUAGUACAUUGGUUCAGGAUAUUGGAACUGGAUAAAUUAAGGUCAUUAAUAAGAUAUAUUAUGCAAUUUAUAACUUUACGGCAAUUUUCUCCAAAUGACAAAUCCUUACCACCUUUAGGAAAGACACUUUGGUGGAUACCAUCAGCCACAAAAAAUUUAGCGUUAAUAAAUGCAGCCAACAAAUUAGGAACCGAACUAUUACAUUUUACUGAAUUGUAUAACUCUGCUUUAGAUCACAUUGAUCUAAUGCGUGAUUAUUACAAUUGGCAAAGUUUUAGACCGUAUGAAUGUUUUUCUUAUUGCCAAUAUCCAUUUAUUUUGAGUAUUGUUGCAAAGAGAAUCAUACUUACAAAAGAUUCAGAACAGCAAAUGAUUCUAAAUGCUAGAAAGUCAUUGGUAUCUAAAGUUGCAAGAAGGCAGACACCUAAUAUCGAUAUAUUCUUUUUAAAUAUAAACGUCAGAAGAUCACAUUUGGUACAGGAUUCAUUAAAUGAGAUUGCUUUCAAACAAAAAGAUUUAAAGAAAAAGUUAAAAGUGACAUUCGCUGGGGAACCAGGAUUAGAUAUGGGUGGUCUGACGAAGGAAUGGUUUUUACUACUUAUUCGCGAAAUAUUUCAUAUCGAAUACGGGAUGUUCGUGUAUUACUCACACUCUCGAUGCUACUGGUUCAGUACUGGACAAAAGGACCACACGAACCUCCGUGAAUACAACCUAAUCGGUGUACUGAUGGGACUAGCAGUGUAUAAUUCUAUUAUACUGGACUUAAGUUUUCCAGGAAUUUGUUACAGAAAACUUUUAUCACCACCAGUCGUACCCACCGUCAACGUCGAUAGUGUGGGAGUCGUUGAAAACCCCACGUUAGACGACUUGAACGAGAUUAUGCCAGAUGUAGCCAGUGGCUUAAGACAACUUCUUGAAUAUGAAGGAAACGUUCAAGACGACAUGGGACUUACAUUUCAGGUAUCAUUAGAGGAACAUAAGACACCCAAAACUCACAAACUUAAACCCAAUGGAGAAAAUAUACCAGUUACAAAUGAAAGUCGUGAAGAGUAUGUAAACUUGUAUCUAAACUGGAUACUGAAUUUAUCCAUUUACGAACAAUUCCGGGCAUUUUAUUUUGGAUUUCACAGCGUAUGCGCUUCGAAUGCCUUAAUUAUGCUGAGACCAGAAGAAGUCGAAUUGUUAGUUUGCGGAACGGAUGUGUUAGAUUUGAACGAACUACGCAAAGCUACUGAAUACGAUGGAUAUCGACCGGACGACAGCAUUAUUUGCAUCUUUUGGAAUGUUAUCGAAUCGUUGUCGAACGAGCAAAAGCGUAAAUUCUUACUGUUCGUCACUGGAAGCGAUCGUGUGCCAGUUGGUGGUAUGGGAGACAUGAAUUUCAAAAUAACUAGGGGUCCCAAUAGAUCUGAUUAUUUGCCCGAAGCACAUACAUGUUUUAAUCAAUUAGUGUUGCCGCAAUAUUCGGAUCACGAUCGACUUAAAGAGAAAUUGGUGACGGCUAUACUAAACGCUGAAGGAUUUGGAAUGGAAUAAUAAUGUAUAGUAUAGGUACUAUUAGUUAUAAUUAUCUAUCCAUGUUAGGUUGUUUGUAUAAGUACUAUAAGUAUAUCAUGUAUUAAAUAUAUAUGUAUAGGAUAUUUCCCUAAUCCCUAAGCGGCUAAGCAAGUUCACUCCCUUUUUCUUCAAUAUUGCAGUUAUUUAAAAUUCAAUUUUUUGAAUUUUUAAACAGUUAUACAAGCGUACUUAACUUUAAAAUUCUUGAGACUUGUUUUAUUACUCAAAAAAUGUCUUAUAAAGAUAUAUAAUAUAUACUUCUACAUUUCAAAUAAGGAUCCCCUUUUGUACUGUAAAUUAUUUAGUGGAUUAUUUUUCUCAGAAUGUUAUAUUGAAAUCAAAAUUUAAAAGAGUACUUUUUGAUUUAUUUAAUACUUAAGAUUUAAGAUAAAUAUACCUAGGUUCAAAAUAAUAGGUUUGAAGGAUACCGGAGAUUUGACGAUUUGAAAACUUAAGUAUCUAUAUAUCAACAUUUAUAGUUUAUAAAAAUGAUACAAAUAUUAUUAAUACAAGAUCCAAUAUAUACAUAAUAUCUAUUUUAUAUUUUUGUAAAAACAUUUUUAAGGGACAUAGUUCUGAAUAUAAAUAAUAAACAAAUAUGUAGAACAAAUAUUUGGUUGUUAUUUAUAGUCCCAUUAAUAAAAUUUUACAUUACAGUAACAAACAUCUAUCCAACUUUGAUUUUUUCUUUGGUGAUAGUUAUAAGUUAAAAAUUGUUUGUUCACCAAUUGUAUACUUAAUAUUACCCCUAACGGCCCUACGACCCUAACCUAUGUUUUAUGUAUCUUUUCACUUUUGUACUAUUUGCCCUAGCGGCCUAGCGGACGUUACUAUCAAUAAAUGAAAAAAAAAAAAUAACUGAGAAACUGAUCAUUCGAAUUUUGUAUUAGGUACAUCAAAAUGUAUUAUUUAUUAAAUAAUUAAAGAAAAAAAAAUGGGGGUGAUCAUGCUUGGCGAAUUACUCUAAUAGCAGGGGUCGGCAAGUAAUAUCUAUUGGACUCCGGAAGAUUAAAAUAAUAAAUAAACGAAACCCGAACAAAAAAAUUUUGUCAAAUCUUUAUAAUUAAUUAAUUACACAAUCUUAUUGAGAUAUUUUGAUGGUCCAGUUUUCUGUCUUCUGCGGUCCGCAAGUUGCCAACCGUUGCUAUAUAGUAUACUAUACUUAAUAAAAACAACUUUUAAAUUAAUUGUUUUCGAUUUCGACUAUGAUAUAGUUAAUAGUAUAACUAAAUAUCUACUAUAUUUAUGUUUUUUCCCACCUAGCUUUUUUUCACCAUACAAAAAUUAUACAUCGCUAAACCACUGAAUGGCAGCUUAUAAACAUAGGUAUAUAUUAUUAUUUAUCACUGUAUCUUUAUGCAAAUACAUUUAUG
Rhopalosiphum maidis (corn leaf aphid) is the source of this 3743-nucleotide messenger RNA. RefSeq names its product probable E3 ubiquitin-protein ligase HECTD2. The transcript has 14 exons. Gene Ontology annotation, biological process: protein polyubiquitination. Gene Ontology annotation, molecular function: ubiquitin protein ligase activity. The record is from RefSeq and is a predicted model, not a curated record. Bases 1 to 2349 code for a protein of 782 amino acids. NCBI's taxonomy places the organism in Eukaryota, Metazoa, Arthropoda, Insecta, Hemiptera, Aphididae.